ACAAAAAAUAUCACAUUACCAUGACGUCACUACGCAUGUUACCCGCGAUGGAUGUUCAUCAAUACAAUGAAGAACAUGAGCAGCAGUAUUAUAUUUCUAAAAACAAAUAUCCAACCGACAGCAGCAAUGAUCCAUUCGAAUUGUUUAUUUGUCCAUAUGAUCCAAAUCAUAAAAUUACUGCUAAGAAAUGGAAUAAACAUUUAAACGGUGAUAGAAAAAAAUAUGGCGGUAACUUCAAAACUUGUAUGUUUAACGCAAGCCAUCACAUUCCUGAACCUGCAUAUGAGUACCAUAUGACCACUUGUCCAGACCAGCACAUCAUUCGCAAAGGCCUAGAAGAGACUUCAUGGAAAUUGGCGACAAGUGUCAAUCAUAAUCCUGAUUGGCAACAACCUGAUACUGGUGACAACUGGGAGGAUGAAAUAGAUCACAAUGCUCAAGAGUUCAGCAUUAAUGUAAGCAAAGGCAUGCCAUUGGCAAUGUUGCCAAAAUAUGGUGCUGUUGCGACUGAGGGGGAGGAGGACUUCUGCGACCAUGUAGAUGAUGAAAAUGAAUCAGAAGAAAUAGAAGAAGUAUAUGAAGAAUAUGUAAAUAUUGACAGUACAUUGUCAUCUUCUGUGUUGAGAGAGGAGUUAAUCCCUGAAAAACCAUUAAACUGGAACGAUAUGAGCAAGACCCAGAAGAAGAAUCAUAAGAGAAAGUACGAGCGCCAGCAGCAAAGGAUGGCAGAAGAGGGGGUCACUGAAGAACAUUUUCAACCGGAGACUGAUCCUACGAAGUGGACAGAGGAGAAGAGAAAGGCGAAAUUGAAUGCCGUUAAGGCUGCCUAUCCGGUAUCUGUCAACAAAAUGAUGGCUACACAAUUUGAUUUCACAAGUCUGCUCAACAUAGUUUGCCAGAAGACACGGUUAAAUUUGCCAACCUACAAAGAGUGUGCACCAGGAAGCCAAGGCGGAUUUGCAUACGAGUGUCGGAUUCGAGAUAAAACGUAUGUUGGAUUGGACUACUGUUCCACAAAGAAGGACGCCAAACACUCAUGCGCCAAAUGGGCGUUGCUUUCGAUGGAUAUUUCAGGAUUGGAUGGAUCGAGUCACACUAGAGCAAAGCCUAUUCAUCCAUCGCUACGCGCUCAUUCUGCAAAAUUACGCGAAGACGAUGAACUUGGUCGACUAAUGACUGCGGGAACGUAUUCUCAGAAGAAAGCAACCGUUUCUCCAUUACGAAGACCCCAAAUCCAAAACCAGACUCAGACGCAAUCAUCUUCAAAUCUAACUUAUGAACAAACUGGACAACCUCAACAACAGCAGUGGCAGCAGCAUUCACCACUACCACCACCACAACAACAACAACAACAACAAAAUGGAGUGCAACCAUGGCAACAAUCUGGCGUAGUUGGAAACAGAGUCACUGGAGCUUCCAUACUGAGUAACAACAUGCAGUAUAUGAAUUUGGAUAAUAUUAAGGAAUUCCAAGGUUUAGAAGCAUGGACGACUGUAACAAAGAAAGGUGUGGCUACAGCUAGCCCUAGAAGUCGUGGGCGAGGCCGUGGUAGAGCGACAGCUAUGAAGCUGUGAAAAGUAUAUCUGUGUCGGGAGGAUUUGGUGCUCUCGAUGUAAAAGAGUUCAUGAUUGAUUGGUACUUUAAACAAACAUGAUCUAGUCACCGUAUUUUCUAUGAUAAUCAUAGCUUGUUAAGGAAACGCGCAACCAAGAUUUGCCAACUAUUGAGUGAAACCCAGAACUCAUUAUCCAGGACAACAAAUCUUAUAAAACAAAAAGAAAAAAACUUUGUUGUAUUUUAUAUGUGUAAAUAGAAUAAAAGUUUUAAAACCACAA
Messenger RNA from Hydractinia symbiolongicarpus, 1835 nucleotides. RefSeq lists its product as uncharacterized. NCBI's taxonomy places the organism in Eukaryota, Metazoa, Cnidaria, Hydrozoa, Anthoathecata, Hydractiniidae. The transcript has 13 exons. The record is from RefSeq and is a predicted model, not a curated record. Bases 21 to 1574 code for a protein of 517 amino acids.